GCCUGUGAACAUUGCUCAAAGACAUUUUCCACCGCUUCAAAUUUAAAGCAACACUUGAGAACCAAUACUGGAGAAAAGCCAUAUGCAUGUGAAACCCAUACUGGCGAAAAGCCAUUCUCCUGUGAGUUGUGUUCUAAGGAAUUUUCUCAUCUGGCAACCCUGAGAAGGCACUUGAGACUCCAUACUGGAGAGAAGCCAUUUUCCUGUGAAGUGUGUUCUAGGGAAUUUUCUCAACUUGCACACCUGAAAGUGCACUUGAGAACCCAUACUGGAGAAAAGCCAUUCUCCUGUGAAAUAUGUUCUGGGAAAUUUUCUCAACUAGCAAACCUGAGAGAUCACUUAAGAACCCAUACUGGAGAAAAGCCAUAUGCAUGUGAACUACAAUCAGGAUUGAAUGUCGAUGAAGUACAACAAGUGUGA
This is a messenger RNA of Uloborus diversus, 420 nucleotides long. Its product is annotated as protein krueppel-like. The transcript is spliced from 3 exons. Gene Ontology annotation, biological process: central nervous system development; regulation of transcription by RNA polymerase II. Gene Ontology annotation, cellular component: nucleus. The record is from RefSeq and is a predicted model, not a curated record. The annotation marks the transcript as partial. Gene Ontology annotation, molecular function: RNA polymerase II cis-regulatory region sequence-specific DNA binding; DNA-binding transcription factor activity, RNA polymerase II-specific. Lineage: Eukaryota; Metazoa; Arthropoda; Arachnida; Araneae; Uloboridae.